AGAAGAAGUAGUUAGUUACCUCCCUCCCGUCCUCUUCCCGCUACACGGGUCGGUGUUUAGGGAGCGAUGGCAGCGCCAGGAGACCGCGGGGUCCCGCUCAGUACGCUUUGUCCCAAGUUUCUACAUACUAACUCCACCAGCCACACCUGGCCCUUCAGUGCAAUAGCUGAGCUCAUAGACAAUGCCUAUGAUCCAGAUGUCAGUGCCAAACAGUUCUGGAUUGAUAAGACUGUGGUCAAAGGAGAAGAAUGCCUCAGCUUUAUGGAUAAUGGAAAUGGACUGGACCAUGAAACGAUGCAUAAGAUGCUCAGCUUUGGAUACAGUGACAAGAUCGCCGUGAAUGGUUUAGAGCCGAUUGGCAUCUAUGGCAACGGUUUCAAGUCUGGGUCCAUGAGUCUCGGCAAAGAUGCCAUCGUCUUCUCCAACUCAAAGAGCGUCUCGUGCAUCGGGAUGCUCUCUCAGACCUACCUGGAAAAGAUUGAGGCUAAGCAAAUAAUUGUACCUAUUGUUUGCUUUGAACGGAGAGAAUCUAACGAGUUCAGUGUAAGAGAGGAGCACAAAGCCAGUCUGGAGGACAUCCUACGCUAUUCCCCUUUCGAGACGCAGGAAGAACUGCUCCUCGAGAUCGAUGCCAUCAGUUCCACCUAUUCCACACGGAAAACUGGCACACGGAUCAUCAUCUGGAACCUCCGCAGCACAUCUACCGGAACGACAGAGUUUGAUUUUAAGAAGGACCGUUACGAUAUUCAAAUUCCAUCUGAUAUGUACGAGGGAAUAAACAACCCAUCUCGACAUUCAGGGGUGACAUCAUGCAUCCCUGAGAGUGAUUACUCACUGCGGGCAUAUUGCAGUAUUCUCUACCUGAAGCCUCGGAUGCAGAUCAUCAUACGUGGUCAAAAGGUGAAAUCUCAGCUCAUUGCUAAGAGUCUGGCCUACAUCAGAAAGGACCACUACAAGCCCACUUUCGUGCCGAAACGCGUUACUAUCACUUUUGGUUAUAACACCAAAAGUAAAGACCAGUAUGGCAUUAUGAUGUAUCACAAGAAUCGGCUCAUCAAAGCCUACGAACAUGUGGGCUGCCAGCUUAAGGCCAACAACAAAGGUGUUGGCGUCAUUGGGGUCAUAGAGUGUAACUUCCUGGAUCCUACCCACAACAAGCAGAGCUUUAUAGAGACAGAUAAGUACAGGAAAACUAUCAACAGUUUGGGGGUCAAAUUGGAGGAGUACUGGCAGGAAAUCCGCUACAAGAGAAACGCAGAGGAUCCGAACAGCUUACCAGUGGAAGAUGACACGAGGCGACCAGAUCAAAACUGGGCGCAGUGUGAUGAAUGUCAGAAGUGGCGCAAACUCCCCGAUGGGAUCGACAGCAGCAAGCUGCCAGAUAAGUGGUACUGCCGUAUGAACCCGGAUCCUCAGUUCAGGAGCUGCCAGGUGGAUGAAGAGUGCCAGGACUCUGAAGAUGAGCAACCAUAUCAAAAGACCUAUAAACAACAAGAGAGGGAACAAAAAAAGAAUCAAGAGAUGAAAAGACAAAAGGAAGAGGAGGAGCGAAAGCGCCAGGAGGAGGAGCGUUUGGUGGAACUCCACAAGCAAAACCAGGCCCUUAAAAAGAAGCAUAAAAAUCUGAAACGGCAGCUGCUUAAAAAACCUGCCUCUACCCCCUCCACCCCUACUACACCAAGGAGUACGUUUAACACUGCUUCAACAAGAAGGGGAAUCGCAAGGGGUGAAUCCUCCACCGUUUCACCAGCAGCUUGCAGCCCCUCCAGUAGCAGUGGUCUUCCAGUUAUUUCUAAUGUAUGCUCGAUGUCAACAGGCCCCCAGAGGGGGAAAAGAACACAGCAUGCUACUCCACAAGAAACGCCCAAAAGACCUAAAGUCAGUGGUUUAGAAGAGACAAAGUGGUUUCCAGAUACAUCCCCAUCAAUGGAUGGUAGCUCACUGAGCCCCCCAUCAGUGCCCGCUGCUGAUGAUGAUGAUGAUACUGAUGAUGACAUCUUCAUCUUGGAGACUGGCAGUACCCCCAAGCCACAAAAAAGCUUUGAUUUGGCUAAAGUGAAGACAGAAAAAGAGCAAAGUGACGCUGGCUUGCUGUUGGAGUGCAGCGACGAAGCUGCUCUGGAUGCCGCCUCAAAGACGAACGCUGCAGGAACGGGCUGUGCAGAGUCUGCAGCUGUGGGAACCGCUCCCUCCCCAGCGCCCCCCGGAAAGGUGGCCAGCACCACCACCCAGACAGAAUUAAUCAAAGUGAAGGAAGAGGAGGACCAAUAUCAAACUGAAGGGAAGGAGAGAGAAGGGGGGAGUUCAGACAUGGACUGUGUUGAGCAAGGAGUCGUUAAGCAAAAGAGCAGUGGAGACAGUCACGGUGAGAAUCAAGGAAAGCAGAACUUGCAGAAGAAAGUGACAGAUUAUCAGGAUAGUGAAGACGAUGCUGGACCUUCCGGCGUAGAUGCCAUUGGUGCACAAAACUCUCUUCACCACCCGAGUAUGAUGGACGUACAGGAACAGCAAGACCAGCUCCUAGAGCUCAUGCAGGCUACAGCUCAGGAGAGAGAUUCCUUUAAAGAGCAGGUCCAUAAACUAACCUGCCAACUUCAAGACGUGCAGAAGAGACUGCAGGAGCGCUCUCAGAUCAAUGUGAAGAAGGAGUGUUAUCACCAGGCCUGCCAGACAGAGGAAACCGAAGGUGGGAAGGACUACAAAAGUCUGUUCGAGAAGGCCAAACAGAAAGUCGAUGAAUUGAUUAAGGACAAAGAGGCUCAACUGGCAACCACUGAGACCAAGCCCGGUUCUGCCCCUGAUGAGGAAGAGCACAUUGAUGAGAUUGCACUGCAAGUCGACCGACUGGUCCGGCAGCUGGAUCGAAUUACCAAGGAGAGGGAUGAACUGCGCUCACAGGUGGACAGUUUGGAGGAGGAAAGGGCAAACCUGGCAUCCCAGUGUGAAGAGCUCAGGUUGAGCCUGCAGCAGCAGAGAGAAAAUGCACAAAAGGGAAGCACAACUCCACACCGAGCCACUGAUUCCACUGCACAAACAGAUCCAGAGGAGGCAGGAGGGACCGGCAUGGAUUCAAGCUCAAAUACAUCCAGAAGUUUGAUUGAGCUUCGACACAACAUCGGGCGCCUUCUCAUCUCCUUCGUGCCUGCUCUGGACCUGGGCCAAGUGAAUUAUGAAUGUAAUGUAAUUGAUGAGAUCCUAGAACAGGUUUUGUUCGAUGUGGAGUCCGUCGUACCGGUGGGUUGGAGCAAUAAAUAAAUAAACAAAUCAUGAGAUCCUGCAAUUAGUGUCACAUUAUCUGUAAAUAAUAAAUACAGAUUCCUGUGAGUGUGGGACAUGAAGUCAUAUUUAUUUGAAUGCAUGUACAUAUUUACAGAUUGUAUAUUGAUACACAUUAAAUGUAAGUGUCUUUAUCUUAACAGAUGACAAAUAAUGUAAACAAUAUAAUCACAGUGUACAUAAAUUAAUGUUGUUAAGUUUCUAGGUAGAAUCACAGUAAUAUUUUAAUCAUUGUUUGAUAUGUUGUUGAUCAGUUCAUUCCAGUCACAAUUGACAAUUUUGUUGGUUAUUUUAAAAAGAUCCUGAUUCUGCAUCUGCUUCUGUUUCUGUUUAACAAUAUCAACUUAUUGUUUCCUCUUUGGUUUGUAUUGAAGCAUAUUUUGUAUUGAUUGCUUUGAAUAUAUUUUUAUAUUUCCUGAAUCUUCUCUCUGAAUAAAUACUCUAUGG
Molecule: messenger RNA, 3723 nt
Organism: Morone saxatilis (striped sea-bass)
Lineage: Eukaryota; Metazoa; Chordata; Actinopteri; Moronidae
Gene: morc3a
Product: MORC family CW-type zinc finger 3a
Exons: 19
Coding region: 67-3255 (1062 amino acids)
Cellular component (GO): nucleus; PML body
Molecular function (GO): ATP hydrolysis activity; zinc ion binding
Source: RefSeq, a predicted model, not a curated record